This is a messenger RNA of Bombina bombina (fire-bellied toad), 1012 nucleotides long. It is a transcript of the gene DPM2, whose product is annotated as dolichyl-phosphate mannosyltransferase subunit 2, regulatory. The record is from RefSeq and is a predicted model, not a curated record. NCBI's taxonomy places the organism in Eukaryota, Metazoa, Chordata, Amphibia, Anura, Bombinatoridae. The transcript is spliced from 4 exons. Bases 87 to 341 code for a protein of 84 amino acids. Gene Ontology annotation, molecular function: enzyme regulator activity. Gene Ontology annotation, biological process: GPI anchor biosynthetic process. Gene Ontology annotation, cellular component: endoplasmic reticulum membrane; dolichol-phosphate-mannose synthase complex.
CGUGACCUGAACUAUGUAACAAUUACUACAACUCCCAAGAUGCUCUGGCGCAGUGAGGGCGGAAGUGAUAGAGUACUCGUGUACUAAUGGCGACAGCACAUGACUGUGUAGCCGGGGCCGGGCUGGUGGCCCUCAGUACCUUGAUCUUCAUCUAUUACACAGUGUGGGUCAUCUGUCUGCCUUUUAUUGACAGUGACCAUGUGAUUCACACAUUCUUCCUGCCUAGGGAAUACUCUGUACUGCUACCCUUACUGGCAGCCUUGGUACUGCUGCUUUUUAUGGGAAUCUUUGUUACUUUCGUUAUGUGGAAAAGUCGGAGCCCUAAGAAGAAAUCUGAGUGAAGACAAAGCCUUAGUUGUACAAAUCCUUUGUGACUGUCGUAGACAGCGGUGAAUAAAAUGUCACUUCUCUGCACAACGCCAGUUUUCCGGGCCUGGAAAAGAAGACUUUAGUAAGCUCUGUUUUGCCACUGGAAAAAAACUGCAGUUAUGCAGCUCAAGCCUAGCUAAAUUCACUAAGCAGUCUCUCCAGCUUCAUCAGUUAUGUAGCUCGUUCACUAAAGAAUGGAGAGUUAAGAGAGCUUUAGUGAAUCAACUCCAUACAGUUAAAUAGGAGCUGCUGACGUCGGUGAACCUGGAGAAACCGUUAGUGAAUUUUGCCUAUUAUUCCUCUGACUGUUGUGGAAAACAUCCAGACAACACUUCCACCUAGUGGUAAAAUGCUGUCAGCACACCUAUACUCCAUGGUGCAUGGGCUAACUUGCUGAAGAUUCUCAGAGGAAUGGAUCUGCUGUAUAUUUAUUAGGGUGACAGACUGUAUCCCACUGUAUGAUCAGUAUACAUUGUGCUGUUUAGUAGAUCUUCCUAGCGCUGUUAUCAGAUAUUCUCCUUAUAAAGGACAACCAGAAACGGGCCACAAUGUGUUCAAACGUUAAUUUAACCUUUCCACUGCGGUAAAUGUAAAUCUAGAGGCUGCUCUUUAUCUGAUGUUUAAAUAAAUAAUAAAAACACGA